UCCUGGGAUCUGCUGGGCCCUUUUCUACUCCUUGAACUGUCUUGAGCCACUAGGCUAAGCUCCUCUCCUAUUCUUGGGUAACCAGAGAAGUAACGUAAGCCUCAUGACAAUUAAGGAAAUGUCACACUAAUUGUUACUUAGGAAAUUCAAUCUCUGUUCCACACCAAUGCUAGGUCUGACUAAUUUCCUGAUUCUGGGUUUGAUUCCCUGGCAAGAGGAUUUUUCUCAUUGAGGGGAGAUAUUCAGAGCUGCAGCAUUUUGUAGCCUCCUCCAAAACUUUCUCAUGCCCUUUCUGCCUUUUCAACCCUACUAGCAAGCUCUCUCAAACUUUGCUUUUAGAUUUACAGAAACUGGUAUUUUGAAUAUUGUAUUUUAUGCUAUGCAGCUCCCAUGCCUCUCUAUCAUGAUUGCCACCUGGAAACUAUACUUCCCAUUUAUAGGCAUGAGCUUAGAAGAUCAGGAACGUGCCUAGAAAGAAAACCAGGGACGCAUGUCAGAGCUGGGAAGGCCUCAGAGACCUUCCAUAUCAGUAUUCUCCAAACAAAGGCAUGGAGGUCCAGAAGAGGCAGAUUUCCCAGAGAUGAGCCUGGCCGGCUCACCUGUUCCUGAAGCAAUGUCUUCCUGGCAGCAGCAGCAGCAGCAGUGCCCACUUCAGAUGGCCCAGCAGCAGCAGGUGAAGCAGCUCUGUCAGCCGCCUGUCAAAUGUCAGGAGACAUGUGUACCCAAAACCAAGCAUCCAUAUGCUCCCCAGGCCAAGAAGCAAUGCCCACCCAAGGGCACACCCAUACCAGUCCAGCAGAAGUGUCCCUCAGCCCAGCAAGCCCCCAAGAGUAAACAGAAGUAAGGAUGGACCAAGAUAUACCUGCCUGCCAUCCAGGCUACCAGAAGCAGCUUUCUUUUCCUCCUGCUUCUCCUCCCUCCACCCCCAGCUCCAGGAUUUGCUCUCCUCUCCCACCUCCUCCUACCCAGGGUCCAAUGAAACAUUGUCUGGAUUUCUUCCCACUGAGCCCCUUAUCCCACACACCCCCUUGCUCCCAGUCUUCUUCUCUACCCCACUCUGUUGCUAUCUUAGGUGAACAUGAGUGAGACCUCAGCCUCUCCAGCCUCCGGUUUGGCCACAGCUAUGGCCCCAUCCAUGUCCCAAAGCAAGAAAAUAAUCUGGGCUUCUUCUGGGUUUCCACCUUGACUCAUGGGGACACCAGAGGCUAAAGCACAGGUUCUGCCUCAUUCCCUACCCCAACUCCCCAUCCUGAGCUUCCCUCCUAUUUCUUCCUCUAAUAAAUCUGUGCUUCAUGUCAUUGUCUGUGUCCUGGCCCCAGUCUGCAAUGCAUUCAUUGGUUCAGAGGGGAUAUUUGGGGGAAGUGAAUAUGUGAGUACACACAUCCUCAUCAGUGCAUCCUCAGGGACAUAGUUGCCCUGUAGUAACUAAUGAUGAAGGAUGUCAGAUCCUACACAUCUCAGGUAAAGGAGGGGGAGAGAAAGCCCAGGGACUAGUUGGCAAGAGUUUGGGAGACUCUUGCCAGCUAAUUGUAUUUAAGGAAAGACAAAUGGUGGAAAAUUUUGUUCCUACAAUUAGAAACCCCCAGCCUACUUGAUGAAUGUGGUUUUUGCCUGUUGGAAGUUGUCAUUCUGAAAAAGCAGACAAAACAUAUAUAAAUGACAUGAGUACUACAAAGCACUUCUAUGAACAAGUGCAAAUGAAUUUUUCAUGCAUUUAUUUAUUUAUUGUCCAUUCAUUUAUUAACUAACUCACAAUUCAUUCACUCACCCAUCUAAUAUUUAGCAGGUUCUAGCAUGAGAAUAGUUUUCCAUUCUGCCUAUAAAUUGGCUAGAUAUAGUAUAUGCUCAAUAAAUGAUUGGUCUUAUUGGUCUUAUUAUCAUUGUUUACAUCUGGGGAAUGUUGCUCCAAAACAUUAGCUUAAGGACACUCUUCUGCUUAGAGAGUGUCCAUAUGGAACUCUCUUUACUGGCUCAGGAAUCCAUGCUAAUUGUAAAUUGUCUCU
Molecule: messenger RNA, 2003 nt
Organism: Physeter macrocephalus (sperm whale)
Lineage: Eukaryota; Metazoa; Chordata; Mammalia; Artiodactyla; Physeteridae
Product: small proline-rich protein 4
Source: RefSeq, a predicted model, not a curated record